This is a messenger RNA of Xenopus tropicalis (tropical clawed frog), 897 nucleotides long. NCBI's taxonomy places the organism in Eukaryota, Metazoa, Chordata, Amphibia, Anura, Pipidae. The record is from RefSeq and is a predicted model, not a curated record.
AUGUCCAUUUGGGGGUUGGUACAGGGAAUUAAGGAAUAUACUAUUCCUGCCAUUAUGGUACCGGUUUUAACUUUUCUGUUGACACUUUGCAUCAUCCUCGGCUUUUCUCUACCAUCCAAUACCCAGAAAUACAAAGACUUUAAGAAAAAGCACAUUCUUCAAAUAAACUGCAACCAAAUCAUCGACCAAAGAAACAUUUGGAUUAACAAUAAUAAAAACUGCAAACCUCUCUACACCUUUAUCGAUGCCAAUGUUAUCGAAGUGCAGAAGAUGUGCCAAGGCAUUGUUGAAUCUGAUCAUGUGUUAAGCCUGUUGCAUGAGUGCGUGAUACACCCGCAUUUGAUCCUUUAUUUCUUCUUCAGGCCAAACAUUCCUGCCAUUAUGGUACCAGUUUCAUCUUUUCUGUUGAGACUUUGCAUUGUCCUCAGCUUUUCUCUCCCAUCUGAUACCCAGAGUUUCAGUGACUUUUUGAAGAAGCACAUUGUUAGGGAAGGAGCAAACAUCAAUUGCGACCAAACCAUCAAAGAAAGAGAAAUCUGGGGUAAUAAUAAAUGCAAACGUCACAACACCUUUAUCCAUGAUACUGAUUGUAGAAAGGUGAGGGAGAUGUGCACUGGGAUCAGUAAAUCUACAACUGUGAUAAGCAAGGAAGUGAUGCCUCUUACUGACUGCUUGUUGAUGGAAGACUCGUCAGCACCCCCAAAUUGCCCUUAUAAACAAGAAAGUAAAAGUGGGAUAAUUAAAAUCACUUGUGAAAACAAUUACCCAGUGCACUUUGCUGGGUACACCUUCAGCUACUGUGCUUCGUAUUCUCCAUGUGCUUCGUAUUCUCCAUGUGCCUUAAUCAUUAUAGCUAUUUUCAUACUCAGCCAGCUUCUGCUCUUUGCUAUGAUAUGA